Molecule: messenger RNA, 1152 nt
Organism: Pipistrellus nathusii (Nathusius's pipistrelle)
Lineage: Eukaryota; Metazoa; Chordata; Mammalia; Chiroptera; Vespertilionidae
Source: the annotation of a GenBank genome assembly
AUGGAGUCAGAGAUGUUCAGCCCCCGUGCGGCCCACGAGAUCAAGCCGGGUAGUGAUCUAGAGGGCACAGGAGGUAGCAACGCGCCCUCUCCGCUGUCCGCAGCCUGCGACGACUCCCUGGGGUCGGACGGGGACUGUGCAGCCAACAGCCCGGCAGCGAUAAGCGGCGGUAAGCGGAAUGCGAGAGGUGCGCCUGCCGCGGAGGAGGAGGGCCCGGUGGCGGCGGGGACCGUAGAGGAGGGCGCCGCAGGGCCCGGGGCUGAGGGCGCAGGGGUUGGUGAGGGCGGGCGUAGCAAGCCGUACACGCGGCGGCCCAAGCCCCCGUACUCGUACAUCGCGCUUAUAGCCAUGGCCAUCCGCGACUCGGCGGGCGGGCGCCUGACGCUGGCUGAGAUCAACGAGUACCUCAUGGGCAAGUUCCCCUUUUUCCGCGGCAGCUACACUGGCUGGCGCAACUCCGUACGCCAUAACCUUUCGCUCAACGACUGCUUCGUCAAAGUGCUGCGCGACCCCUCGCGGCCUUGGGGCAAGGAUAACUACUGGAUGCUCAACCCCAACAGCGAGUACACCUUCGCCGACGGGGUCUUCCGUCGCCGCCGCAAGCGCCUCAGCCACCGGGCACCGGUCCCCGCACCCGGGCUGAAGCUGGAGGAGACCACGGCUCCGCCGCCUACUCCUGCGCCCACGCCCGCCGCCCCGAACUCGCCCUGUGCGCGCUCCUCCGGCCGCCAGGAGGGGCGCGCCAGCCCCAAGGGCAAAUUCUCCAGCUCCUUCGCUAUAGACAGCAUCCUCAGCAAGCCUUUUCGCAGCCGCCGCGACGGGGACACGGCCCCCGUGGUGCAGAUGCAGUGGGGCGCUGCGCCCUGCCCGCCGCUCUCCGCGUACCCCGCGCUCCUCCCCGGCGCGCCCGGCGGGGCCCUGCUGCCGCUCUGCGCAUACGGAGCGCCGGAGCCUGCGCCCGCGCCGCACCUUCAGCUCGCGCCUUUCUCCUCCUCGGUCCCCGCCAAGCCCUUCCAAGGCCCCGCGGCUGGCGGCGGCAGGGGCGGCGCUCACUUGUACUGCCCCCUGCGGCUGCCCGCGGCCCUGCAGGCGGCCUCCUCCCGCGGCCAGGGCGCGCACCUGCCCUACCCCAUGGAGAGGCUGCUGGCCUGA